UUUUUUUGCUAUUGUUGUUGUAUUUCGGAUGUUGGAAUGGCUCAGAUUCUCCAUUAUGCUGUAUCGAUCUUUAUGUUUCAGUUUUGUUACAUAUAUUCACGAGGAUAUUUUGAUUUAUUUCUGGAUCAAAGCAGCUACUCUAUUGGUGAAAUCAACAUCACACUACGAUGUUACAGUUUACAGAAGAAUUGGGAAUACAUGACAAUUCAAACUCGCAAUCAAAUGACCAAUGACUUUGAAGCAUUUGUAAGACUUAACACAUCCGGUGUAUAUUUGGAGAGCAAGGGUACUUCUAUUCAUGGAUUGUCCAUUGACGGCCAAUGUCCUAUCACUGAUGGAUGCUAUAUUGAAGCUUUCAUGAAGAUGUAUAUAGAUCAGUGUAUAGAUCAUCCCGAAUUAUAUCCCACAUUUAGAUGUCAGUUUUCGGACGGCAGUCGUUUAUCGUUUACAUCUGAGAAGAGUUUACGGUUGAAAAAAGGGAAAUCACCAAAAACGAUGCAUAUGCCUUCCAUCAUAUCUCGUACAAAGAUUGAAACGGAAGACUUUAGAGGAUUUAGGCAUGUCUUUCAGUUACAAUGCACAGGAGAAGUUGAAAGUAUCAACGGUAGACCAAGCCAGCAUAUCCGAUGGUGCAAAAAAGUAUCUGGGAAUUUCAUAGUUAUGGCAUUACAGGAUCCUCCUUUUACAACUACUUUAUCACAAAGCAAAGAUGGUUGCAUCAUAAUGCAAAGAUCCAUGACAUAUUAUUCAGUCUUGGGCAGUAGCGAUGACCAAAUUAUGUGCGAAUCUGGGUAUCUACAAUCCAGCACUAUAUGUGGAAAUGGAAGCGCAUACUCAACUUUACAAAUUCAAACCAGCGAUUUGGAAGAAGGUAAGGGCUGAAAU
Molecule: messenger RNA, 885 nt
Organism: Magallana angulata
Lineage: Eukaryota; Metazoa; Mollusca; Bivalvia; Ostreida; Ostreidae
Exons: 4
Coding region: 37-882 (281 amino acids)
Source: RefSeq, a predicted model, not a curated record